UCGCUCCUCGCUUGCGGCGCGGUCGCCGCCCCCAUCGGCAGCGCCGCUCGCCACUCGCCACCGCCCACCAGCGCCGCUCGACACUCGCCUGCCAGCGCCGCGCGCCGCUCGCCACACACGCCGCUCGCGCCAGUGCCACGCCGGUGCUUGUGGUCUUGUCAGAACUUCCAGAAUCUGGACCUGGAUCCGGAUCCGGCCCCCACUCCCUCUCCCCCGGCUCCUCCUCCCUCUCCCCCGCCGAGGCGGGCGGGGCGGCGCGGGCGGCCGGGGCCGAGGCCGGGCGGCGCGGCCGUGGCGACCGGGCUCCGCGACCACCGUUCCGUCCCGUGCGCGCCGCCGACCCCGCCGACUCGGCCGGCAUCCAGCGGGAGAACGCGAUCCCCGACCCGAUCCAGGAAGCCGUUGGUGUGGGUUCCAGUCCCAGGCACCGAUGGACGCGCUCAUGGCGAACUACGCGUCCGACUCCGACUCUGACGGCGGUGAGCCGGCGGCCGCCCCCGCCGGGGCCCCGGAGGUUCCAGAAGCCUCGGCCUUGCUCCCUCCACCUCCCCUCGACCUCCUCCAGCCCCCCAACUUCGUAGAUUACUCGGCGAUGGCGCAGGGGAGUCGUGUCCGGAGCUUCCCACAUGUGGAAGGCAACUACGCUGUACAUGUCUAUAUCCCUGUUGUCAUACCUUCAGAUGCAAAGAAACAGCUGGCCCUUGCUAUGAAAAGAGCUGCAUCUCUUGUGCCGGAUCUUUAUGCUGUUGAUGCAGACUAUGCACUUUCUGAAUUGUGCAAGGAUGAACAGAAGCUUGAGAAAGUGCUUUUGAGCAGGGAGUUUCAUGUAAGCUUAGGAAGACCUGUUGCAGUUCAGGUGCAUCAAAUUGACUCCUUCGUUGCAAUGCUUCGCCAAAAGUUCCAGUUGCAACAACGGUACUGGAUGGAGUUCAAUAAGUGGGAGCACUUUGUCAAUGACGAUUGUACGCGGUCAUUUCUUUCAUUAGAAGUUACAAGAACUGGUUUGCCAGAGCUAAGUAAGCAGAUACUUAUGGUAGAUGAAGUAUAUCGAUUGCAUGGUCUUCCUGAGUUUUACAAGAAUCCACGGCCACAUAUUUCUUUGGUGUGGGCAUUGGGUGAUAUCAGCAGCAAACUGAAGCAGGCGAUAAAGGACAUUGAAAAAUAUCAGAGCAGUAUGAGCUCAUUGCAAAAGUGUAAUGUUCGAUGCAAGUUCAGUCGUGUAGUCUGUAAAGUAGGUAAGAAGGUGUACGAUAUCUGUAAUGUUGCAGACUGAAACACACAUGAAUUACAAUUUAUAAAGCUCUGAGGUACUGACCUCUGUUAGUUUGGGUCAAUUCUUGUGAUUGGAACAGUGAAAUACAAAGUUAUGUUUCAGCA
This is a messenger RNA of Setaria italica (foxtail millet), 1377 nucleotides long. RefSeq names its product U6 snRNA phosphodiesterase. Gene Ontology annotation, cellular component: nucleus. The record is from RefSeq and is a predicted model, not a curated record. The transcript is spliced from 6 exons. The coding region runs from base 431 to 1273 and encodes 280 amino acids. NCBI's taxonomy places the organism in Eukaryota, Viridiplantae, Streptophyta, Magnoliopsida, Poales, Poaceae. Gene Ontology annotation, biological process: U6 snRNA 3'-end processing. Gene Ontology annotation, molecular function: 3'-5'-RNA exonuclease activity.